Trifolium pratense (red clover) is the source of this 3753-nucleotide messenger RNA. RefSeq lists its product as uncharacterized. The coding region runs from base 1 to 3753 and encodes 1250 amino acids. The record is from RefSeq and is a predicted model, not a curated record. Lineage: Eukaryota; Viridiplantae; Streptophyta; Magnoliopsida; Fabales; Fabaceae. The transcript is spliced from 2 exons.
AUGCAAGGUAGGAGAGUAGCAAGAGAACUUGUCUUUGAUCCUGAAAUAGAGAAAACAGCUAAAGCAAACAGGAAAGCAGUUCGGUUAGCCCGAGAGGCUGCCCGGUUAGCAGGUGUUGCACAAGAAAGUAGUGAAGAAGCGGUUUCUAGUCCAAACACAUCGGACAACGAAGCCAACAUCAUGGCUGAAAAUCCACCACCACCUCCACCAGUUGUGCCUGAGAGGAUGUUAGGUGACUAUGGGCAAAGAAACAAUGGAGAGCUUGCCAAUCUGGGUUUCCAACCGAGAAAUCAUGUGUCAUUUGAUAUCAAGAAUUCAGUGCUCAGCGCCCUCAAAGAGAAUCAAUACUCAGGGGCAGAAACACAAUGUCCAAAUCUCCACCUGGAGCAUUUCUACGAAGCUUGUGACUAUACAGACCCACCAGGAGUAUCUGAAUCAGAUAAAAGAUUAAGGCUUUUCAAGUACUCGUUAACUGGAAGAGCUAAAGACUGGCUGGACACAAUACCACCUAACACCAUCAAUACUUGGCAAGAGCUAGAGAUGAAGUUCAUGGAUAGGUACUUCCCAAUUCACAAGUAUCUUGAAAGAAGAGCUGACAUUACAAGUUUUGAGCAAGGAGACUCUGAAACAUUGUAUGAUGCCUGGGAAAGAUUCAAACUGAGCCUGAAGAAGUGUCCUAAGCAUGGGCUUGAUAGUCAUACUCAAAUGCAACAUUUCACACAAGGAUUGAGAGCUCAAACUAGAAUGUUUCUAGAUGCAUCGGCAGGUGGAUCUUUGAAAAAUAAAAAUCAAACUCAAGCUAGAGAGUUGGUGGAAUCCAUGGCUCAAAAUGAGUACAGAGUUGAAAAUGAUCGUGGUGCAAAGAAGAAGGCAGGCAUGAUAGAGCUUGAUACUCAAACUGCUCUUUUGGCCCAAUCUACAUUGAUGAAUUCUCAAAUGGCAGCUGUGUUGAAACACCUCACUAGCACUCCUAAUGCCCAAAUGCCAGUCAUGGCAGCUAAUGAAGUGAAAUGUGACUUUUGUGGACAAGGGCAUGCUAAUGGCCAAUGUUUUCCUGAAGGGUCAGAAGAGGCAAAGUACCUAGCCAACUUCAAAAGGAACAACCCAAAGUAUGAUCCAUAUUCAAACACUUAUAACCCAGGUUGGAGAGAUCAUCCAAACUUUGGUUGGGGAGGAAAUCAAAACUCAAAUCAAUCUCAACAACAAUCUUCUUCACAAAACUCUCAACAAAGGAGACCUUCUCAAUUAGAGGAUACACUUACUCAAUUCAUAAAGGUUACUCAAGGGAACUUCGAAGCUAUGAAGGUUAGCCAAGAUCAAAUGAAAACCAACCAAGAUAUUGCCAACAAGAAUCAUGAAGCUUCAAUUAAGAACUUGGAAACUCAAGUUGGGCAAUUGUCAAGGCAAUUCGCGGCUACUCAAAAUAAUGGUUUUGAAGGUUCUACAAAGGAUAAUCCGAGGAAUGAAAGUUGCAAGGCGAUUAAUUUGAGAAAUAGAGUGGUUCCUUCACCUGAGAUUGUAACGAAGAAAAAGAGUGAGUCUAGUGUUGAGGGAGUGAAAGAAAAAAAUAAUGUUGAGGGAGAAGUUGAAAAUGAGAAUGAGGGAGAAGUUGAGAAUGAGUUGGAGAAAAUGAUUGAGAUUGAGAAAGAGGAGUUAGUUGAAGAUGAGAAAGAGAAAAAAAUUGAAAAAGAGAAUGAUGAGAAGUUAGUUGAAAAGAGAGGCAAGGGUGUAGAGGAGAAAGAAAAUUCUGUCCAUGCUAAAUUGCCAUAUCCGCGCAAGAAGAAGGCAAAGGCUAAUGAUCACCAACAAUUCAAAAAGUUUAUGAAGAUGCUUCAUGAUCUCCAAAUUAACAUUCCUUUUGCUGAAGUGUUGGAACAGAUGCCUGUUUAUGCCAAAUUCAUGAAAGAACUUAUGACAAAGAAGCGGAAACCUCUUGACGAUGAUACAGUGGAGAUGACAGAGGAAUGUAGUGCCAUAAUCCAAAAGAAACUUCCUCAAAAGAAGAAGGAUCCUGGAAGCUUUACAAUACCAUGUUCAAUAGGUAACAUCUCCGUUGGUCGAGCUCUAUGUGAUUUAGGAGCUAGCAUCAACCUAAUGCCAUUGUCAAUGAUGAAGAAGAUACCCGGAGCUGUUGCAAAACCCACAAAGAUGCAGCUCUCUUUAGCUGAUCGUUCUAUUGUACAUCCUUACGGAGUACUUCAUGAUGUGUUGGUAAGAGUUGCGGAGUUUGUUUUUCCGGCGGAUUUCGUCAUCCUUGAUAUGGAAGAUGAUGCAGAUGUAGAACCGUUGUUGUUGGGUAGACCAUUCUUAGCUACCGGAAGAGCAUUGAUUGAUGUUGAGAUGGGAGAACUUAUGUUGAGAACACAUGGGGAACAAGUCAUGUUUAACGUGUUCAAAGCUAUGAAACACCAUGAUGAUGAGCCACAAUGUUACAAGGUUGAUGUGAUUGAAGAAGUGGUAGAAGAUGUCUUAGUGGAAGAAACACCAUCCUUACCUUUAGAAAGAGUAAUUGUUAAUUCCAUCGAUGAUUUGGAAGAGGAAUGGGACAAGGAGAUUGAAAUUUGUCUCCGUCAACUUGAAUCAUGUAAAGAAGAAGAAGCACAAAAAGAUUUUGAAAAUGUGUAUGCUGUGGAAGAGAAAGUUAGUGGUAAGGAGGACUUAAAAGUUACUAUUCCGGAGUUGAAAGAGCUCCCCCCUCACUUAAAAUAUGUUUUCUUAGGAGAAGAUGCUUCACAACCGGCAAUCAUAAGCAGCAGGUUGAGUUCUUUGGAAGCAGAGAAGCUAACUAGAGUCUUGCGAGAAAAUAAAGAAGCCAUGGGUUGGAGCAUCUCUGAUUUGAAAGGGAUUAGUCCCGGAUUCUGUAUGCAUAAAAUAAAAAUGGAAGAUGAAUACAAACCUGUGGUGCAACCUCAAAGAAGACUAAAUCCAACCAUGAAAGAAGUGGUGAAGAAAGAGGUUCUUAAACUUCUAGAAGCUGGUAUGAUUUAUCCAAUCUCGGAUAGUGCGUGGGUUAGUCCUGUCCAUGUGGUCCCGAAAAAAGGUGGUAUGACAGUUGUGAGAAACGAAAAAAAUGAACUGAUACCCACUCGCACCGUCACUGGGUGGCGGAUGUGUAUAGACUACAGGCGGUUGAACUCGGCAACAAGAAAAGAUCACUUCCCUCUUCCAUUCAUGGACCAAAUGUUGGAAAGGCUUGCAGGGCAGGCCUAUUAUUGCUUUUUGGAUGGAUAUUCUGGGUACAAUCAGAUUGUGGUAGACCCAGAGGAUCAGGAGAAAACAGCUUUUACUUGUCCUUUUGGAGUGUUUGCUUACCGGAAGAUGCCUUUCGGGUUGUGCAACGCACCGGCCACAUUCCAGCGGUGUAUGCUAUCUAUUUUUGCUGAUAUGAUGGAGGACACAAUCGAGGUAUUUAUGGAUGAUUUUUCUGUGUUUGGUAAGUCUUUUGAUAAAUGUUUAGCCAAUUUGAAUGCCGUAUUGAAGAGAUGCAUAAGUACCAAUUUAGUUUUAAAUUGGGAAAAAUGUCAUUUUAUGGUUAAAGAAGGUAUUGUGCUUGGACACAAAAUCUCUUCAAAGGGCAUUCAAGUUGACCAAGCAAAGAUAGAGGUUAUUAAGGAAUUGCCCCCUCCCGUUAAUGUUAAGGGAGUGAGAAGUUUCUUGGGUCAUGCCGGUUUCUAUCGGCGUUUCAUCAAAGACUUUUCGAAAAUAGCUAAGCCCUUAAGUAACCUCCUUAAAAGUUGGUCACCGCGCCCAUAA